CCAAUUUUGGUCAUUAGGGCUUGGAACUGGUGCCGGGAAGAUGGCUUGGUUGAGGGGAAUCCUGUUUGGGCUUCAGUUUCUGGUGCUUUUUCUGUGGUGUCUUCCUUCUCCUGCCAAGUGUGGUCCUGUGGGAAAAUUAUUUCCACCCUCGCCGUCACCAUCGCCGGCACCCAAGCCCCUAAAGCCGACGUACAACGUCUCGGUUGAAGGUGUUGUCUACUGUAGAUGCAAGCUCCCGGGCUAUCUUAAGCCCAAGGAUGCUUCGCCUCUUCCCGGUGCACCGGUGAACUUAAAAUGUGGCAAGCUAUCUGUGAGCGGGAAGACGGAUACCAGAGGCUACUUCUUGCUCGAUGCUAAAUUUCCUUUACUCGACGAAAAACUGAUGAAGAGAUAUGUGGCCAAGUGGUGCAAGGUCUACGUGGUGUCGACACCAUUGCCGGCGUGCAUCGUGCCGGAAUUCCUUGGACCCAAAGGGAAGGGAGCUUCUGUAUACUAUGAGAGGAACUUGGUGGCCGGGUCCGGCUACGUGGCACUCUUCUCUGCAGGCUUCUUGGAGCUCGGCCCGGCUAGCUCUAAGAUGUGUCACACUUGAAAGAGUGUUUGAUAUUAUUGCUUUCCUGUUGAUGAUUUAGCAAGUGCCCUGGUUGGGAAAAUAAAGCUGGCGCCUGAAAAGCUGGUUGUUGUAGGAACAAAAGUUUGGAUUUCAUUAACUUUCUGUUAGCUUUUGCUACAUGUUGUUAGUGUUGGGAUUAGAUUUCCAUAAAUUUCAUGCAUGGUUAGUUUAACCUUCCACAGUU
Messenger RNA from Phoenix dactylifera (date palm), 797 nucleotides. Lineage: Eukaryota; Viridiplantae; Streptophyta; Magnoliopsida; Arecales; Arecaceae. The record is from RefSeq and is a predicted model, not a curated record.